AUGUAAUAUUAGUAGCACCUAGCUCACCACAUGCAGUCCGGGCUUUUUCCAGCUCCCCGCAUAUUUGGCAAACGCAUGGCCGGAAACGAAGACGUAGUUUUCGUAAAAUGCCUCGACGACAGUCACAAGUGUCCUAUUUGUCUCGAUGUCCUCAAACACGCAACGCUCACCGAAUGCGGGCACGAGUUCUGCCAUGAUUGCUUGCUGGCUUCCGCCAGAGGCGAUAGGCUUCAAUGUCCACAAUGUAACAAGGAGGUUAUCGUUCGGGACUGUUUCCAUGAUAAGAAACGCGACCGAGAAAUUCAAGAUCUGAUCAUAAAGUGUGACCAGUCUACACACGGAUGCUAUUGGACUGGAGAGCUGAGAAAGCGAAAAGAACACAACGCCGAUUGUGGCUUUGUGCGAGAGCCGUGCCCUCUGAAUUGCAAAGCAAAGGUGAGCAGAAAAGACGUGCAAACUCACUGUCUAGAAUCGUGCCCUAAACGCGAGAUCUCAUGCCGCCACUGCGAUGAGAAGUUGUUGUACGAGCAGCUAGAAUCUCACCAUCAAGACAGCUGCAUGCAGAUUCCAGACGAAUGCUCGUACUGCAAAAAGAUGGUGGCACGAGAAAGCAUAGAAGCGCACAAAGGAAGAAGAGGCAGUUGUCCAGAAAGCUUGCUAGACUGUGAUUUUCAACGCGUUGGAUGUGGAUUCGAAGGUAAAAGAGAAGCAUUGAUGCGUCAUCUUGAAGAUGAGACCGCACAGCACUUGAGUCAAACAGUGGUAACUAUGGCUACCCAAAAUGAUUUUCUGCAAAAAUUACUCCGAGACCUCAAGAAGACACGGAAAGAACUAACAACAUGUAGGUCACAACUAGACGAGUUACAGUACUGGGCAGCUAAAACACCAAACUGGAGCAUUACUCAUUCUGAUGACAACCAUUUUGUCUAUCUGUGGAAACUGGAUGACUGGUCGAGCAAAUUCAGUAGCAAUGGUAAACACUUGAGUAGCACAUUCUACACUGCCAUUCCAGGUUAUCUUUUACGUCUUGCAGCCUAUCUACGUCCUUCGAGUGGAGAUGCGUCUCCCUAUCUGUCUGUUGAUCUUCAAUUAUUGAAGGGAGAAUUCGAUGAACAUGAGAAUUGGCCUUGCACAUUUAACGUUUCUCUAUCAGUUGUCAAUCAUGAUCAAAAGAGUGCCAAAGGUGACCACAUCCUCUGCCAUACUUCAGCCGUUGCUGAGUCUAGUGUAGCUACAUCUGCAUGCGAAAGUCUCUGUCUGUGCAGUACAACCAAAGAAAUCCAGCUCAGCACAACCAACAGACAAGCGUCUAGCUUCAUCAAGAACAACACUGUUCUCGUUAAACUGGUCGUUACUAUCAGUUGAUUUGAUCUAGCUAUACACUACCCCAAAACUUUCAACUCUCCGCGCUCAGUGUCUGUCUGUAGAAGAUGUCUAGGUCUAUGUUUUGUAGCGUGCUUAUUGACUAUGCCAUAGCGUCUCGUCUUAGUACAUAGGUAUACCACGGUACUAAGUAUGUAGUAUGUACGGUAGAGUGCAAUUUUGGUCCUUUUUAGCUGAAUGAAAGUGUCUCAGAAUACUGG
Molecule: messenger RNA, 1583 nt
Organism: Corticium candelabrum
Lineage: Eukaryota; Metazoa; Porifera; Homoscleromorpha; Homosclerophorida; Plakinidae
Product: TNF receptor-associated factor 6-like
Exons: 1
Coding region: 31-1365 (444 amino acids)
Biological process (GO): signal transduction; regulation of apoptotic process
Molecular function (GO): protein binding; zinc ion binding
Source: RefSeq, a predicted model, not a curated record